Closterium sp. NIES-65 is the source of this 900-nucleotide messenger RNA. NCBI's taxonomy places the organism in Eukaryota, Viridiplantae, Streptophyta, Zygnematophyceae, Desmidiales, Closteriaceae. The record is from the annotation of a GenBank genome assembly.
AUGAAGCUUCAUUGCCACGCAACUUUCUGGCAGUCAGCAGAGUCUCGUGGUGCGGUGGUGGUGGCUGCUGCUCCUCACAACAUGCUGUCGCGCACACGAGGAGAGCGGACCGGGCGUGGCCUGUGUUUUUCAGGAGCGUCACAGGCAGCGACGCGGAGGGGGUCGCGACGAGAGCAACGACAGCAGCUGGAGGAACGGAAAGAGGAGGAGCGUAAGCAGCAGCGGCAAUGGACGGACAGCCUGGAGCACGGACAGCAGCAGGGUGGUGCUGCUCGGGGCUCAAGGCGUGGCGCAGGAGUGGCAGUGCAGCGGGCGGAGCGAGGUAUGUGGAGGGGAAUGGCAUGGAUUGGACGCGGAGUGGACGCGGGGUGGACGCGGAGUGGACGCGGAGUGGACGCGGAGUGGACGCGGGGUGGACGCGGAGUGGACGCGGAGUGGACGCGGAGUGGACGGGGCACAAGAAACAGCCUGGAGCAGAAGGCGUGGCGUAGGAGUGGCAGAGCGGCGAAAGGAACAUGCGAGUGGAUAGGAAUGCACGGGACUUGCAUUGCUGGCGCGGAUGAGGGGCGACCAGGAGCAGCACGCCUCAACUGCCUUCUGCCCUUUCUUCUGCCAUGUCGGUGCUCUUUCACAUCCUCACCCUCUCAUCCUCUCGCUUCUCCUCUUGCUCGUGCCUCUCUUCCCUUCCUCCCUCUCCUUGACAUCCUCCCUCCCCUCCCCUCCAGCACUCAAGGCGGCGUGGCAGUGGCAACAGCCACUCAGGGCAACUGCAGGAUUAUGGCAAGAACACAAGCUAAGAGCAGCAAUUUCUAUUCAGAGCCAGUACUAUGGGCUGCUGCGGAGGCAGCAGCAGCAGUGGUGCCAGCAGCGGUGGUUCCUGCAGCAGCAGUGGAGGGGUGA